AUGUCGGGGUCGGAGGGCCGAGCCCUGAGGACCAGUUUGGCCUCCCAGUUCUUCAGCCAGGAGGAGAGUGGGAGCGAUGGGAGGAGCACCUCGGAGAGGGUUGUGGAUUUGCUGAACCAGGCAGCUCUGAUCGGCACCGAGGGCAAAAUCAACAUCCUGAGACAGGUGCAGGAGCUGAUCAUCAACAAGGACCCCACCCUGCUGGACAACUUCCUGGAUGAAAUCAUCGCCUUCCAGGCCGACAAAUCCAUCGAGGUGCGGAAAUUCGUGGUGGGCUUCAUCGAGGAGGCCUGCAAGCGGGACAUGGAGCUGCUGCUCAAACUCAUCGCCAACCUGAACAUGCUGCUCAAGGACGAGAACGUCAACGUGGUCAAAAGAGCCAUCCUGACCAUGACCCAGCUCUACAAGGUGGCCCUGCAGUGGAUGGUGAAGUCGAAGGUGAUCUCGGAGCUGCAGGAGGCCUGCUGGGAGAUGGUCUCAGCCAUGGCCAGUGACAUCAUCCUGCUGCUGGACUCGGACAACGACGGCGUCCGCACCCACGCCAUCAAGUUCGUGGAGGGGCUGAUCAUCACCCUGUCCCCCAGGGUGGCCGAGUCCGACGUCCCCAAACGGCACGAGAACGACAUCAGCCUGGACAGGAUCCCCAGGGACCACCCUGUCAUCAAAUACAGUGUGCUGUGGGAGGAGGGCAGGGCGGCGCUGGAGCAGCUGCUCAAGUUCAUGGUGCACCCGGCCAUCUCCUCCAUCAACCUGACGGCCGCGCUCGGCUCGCUCGCCACCAUCGCCCGCCAGCGGCCCAUGUUCAUGGCUGAGGUCAUCCAGGCCUAUGAGACACUCCAUGCCAACCUGCCCCCCACGCUGGCCAAGUCGCAGGUGAGCAGCGUGAGGAAGAACCUGAAGCUGCACCUGCUGAGCGUGCUCCGCCACCCCUGCUCGGGGGAUUUCCAGCCCCAGAUCACCACCCUGCUGGUGGACCUGGGCACCCCCCAGGCCGACAUCGCCCGCUGCACCCCCUGCCCCCGCGACGCCCGCAAGAGGCCCCGCGACGAGCCCGACCCCACCCUCAAGAAGAUGAAGAUCGGUGAGAACCCCGGAGGGAGGGGGGGUUGGGGACCUCAAAAUCUACCCAGGGUCAUUCAGGGUCAUCCAGGGUCAUCCAGGGUGACCUUGUAA
Myiozetetes cayanensis is the source of this 1173-nucleotide messenger RNA. RefSeq names its product symplekin-like. The transcript has 9 exons. The coding region runs from base 1 to 1173 and encodes 390 amino acids. Gene Ontology annotation, cellular component: mRNA cleavage and polyadenylation specificity factor complex. The record is from RefSeq and is a predicted model, not a curated record. Lineage: Eukaryota; Metazoa; Chordata; Aves; Passeriformes; Tyrannidae.